This is a messenger RNA of Anoplopoma fimbria (sablefish), 1098 nucleotides long. It is a transcript of the gene trim54, whose product is annotated as tripartite motif containing 54. The coding region runs from base 1 to 1098 and encodes 365 amino acids. NCBI's taxonomy places the organism in Eukaryota, Metazoa, Chordata, Actinopteri, Perciformes, Anoplopomatidae. The record is from RefSeq and is a predicted model, not a curated record. The transcript has 8 exons. Gene Ontology annotation, molecular function: zinc ion binding.
AUGAACUUUGCUCUCAGGCCUCCAUCAGCAGGCAGUUCUGGGCCCGGCGCCGGCAGAGGAGCCACCAUGGAGAACCUGGAGAAGCAGCUGAUCUGCCCAGUCUGCCUGGAGUUGUUCUCCAAACCCGUGGUCAUCCUGCCCUGCCAGCACAACCUCUGUCGCAAGUGUGCCAAUGACGUCUUGCAGUCAGCUAAUCCUCUGUGGCAGUCCCGCGGCUCCUCUAGCAUGACUUCCAGUGGCGCUCGCUUCCGCUGUCCAUCGUGCCGCCACGAGGUGGUGCUGGACCGUCACGGGGUCUACGGUCUACAGAGGAACCUGCUGGUGGAGAACAUCCUAGACAUCUACAGACAGCAGCAGUCCUCCAGCCUUGUGAACAUUAAGCCAGAGAAGCAACAGCCUCUGCUGUGUGAAGAACAUGAAGAGGAGAAGAUCAAUAUCUACUGCCUGUCCUGUGAGACGCCGACCUGCUCCAUGUGCAAAGUGUUCGGAAAACACAAAGAUUGUGAAGUGGCACCGCUCAGCAGCGUUUACAUGAGACAGAAGACAGACCUGAGCGAUGGCAUCGCGAUCUUGGUCGCCAGUAACGACCAAGUCCAGGUGGUCAUCUCUCAGAUGGAAGAAAUAUACCGCACUAUAGAGGAGAAUGGUCAGCGACGGAGAGAACAGCUGGUCAACCGCUUUGACAGCCUGGUGGCCGUCUUGGACGAGCGGAAGCAGGAGCUGGUGGGACUCAUCACCAAAGAACAGGACGAUAAACUAAAACGUGUUCGAUCCCUCAUUUGCCAGCACAGCGAGCACCUGGAGGCCGCGGUGACGCUGGUGGAGUCGGCCAUCCAGUCGAUCGAAGAGCCACACAUGCCUUUGUUUAUACAGAGCGCCAACGUCAUACUGGAAAAGAUGGCAGUGACAGCCAGGGCCUGUAACAUGGAGCGUCCAGAGCUCGGUUAUGAUAAUAUGAGCCACUUUGUCAUCGAUACUGACGACCUCGCUGACAUGCUGAGGAACAUGGACUUCUCAUCCGGUGUGGGAGAUGAUGAAGAGGAAGAUCCUGAAGAAGGUGGAGAGGAGUCAGAACUUGACCUCUGCUCCAGAUUUUGA